UCAAACAUCUGAAGAAAUCUCUAAGGAGCGACAGAGUAGAGACAAAACACAGUGACUAACGUGUCAGAAAAAAAAUGAGUGAGCAAGGAGAAUCUUCCGCUGCGUUAAAUUCUCACAGAAGUGAAAUGGAGGAAAGGAUGAGUGGCAUGGCAUCUGCAGUCUUAACUGAACUCCGUCUGGAGGGGAAGCUGUGUGAUGUGGUGAUCAAGGUGGGUGACGCUGAGUUCGAUGCCCACAAGAUCAUCCUCUGUAGCUGCAGCCCGUACUUUCGCACUCUCUUCACCGGUGCCUGGGCGACCUCAAAGAAGCAGAUCUACACUAUCCCUGGGGUGUUGCCCGAGAUGAUGCACUUCAUCAUCAAUUAUGCCUACACCCACUCUGUUCCCGUGACAAAGGAUAAUGUGGUGGAGGUUUUGGCAGCUGCAGACCAGUUCUUGGUCCUGGGGAUUGUUCAGACCUGCUGCUUCUUCCUGGAGGACCAGCUGUGCCAGAGGAACUGCAUCGGCAUCUGGAGGCUGGUGGACUUCUACCACUGCCCUGAGCUGAGGGACAAGGUCUUCCUCUACAUCCUGCACUGCUUUGAGGAGAUAGUUUGUGUCUCACAGGAGCUCCUGGAGCUCUCUGCGCAGCAGCUAGCUGCUAUCAUUGAGAGCGAUCUCCUCAAUGUGAAACGAGAAAACUCAGUGUUUGAGGCCGUCCUCCGCUGGAUUAACCACCUGCCUGACCAAAGACGAGGACACAUCUCUCUGCUGUUAUCCAAGGUGCGGCUGGGCUUGAUGACUGCUGAUUACCUCCAAAACAGCGUGAUCGACAACGCCAUGGUAAAGGACAGCGUCGAAUGUAUGCCCAUCAUCAAUGAUGCAGUGACAGCAUUUAUAGAUUUUAGGGCCAACGGACGCUCAAAAACUGUCUACAGUAACUUGCUGAACCGCCCACGCCUCCCUCCUGCCAUUUUAUUGGCCACCGGAGGCAAAGAUGGCAACACUGCUGCCACCAGCCUCGAGGCGUAUGAUGUCCGAGCUGAGUGCUGGGUCACUGUGAGCGCUGAGGAGAUUUGGCGCGCUCACCAUGGUUCUGCUGUCCUCAACAACUUUGUGUACUUAAUCGGUGGCUGCAGCCAUGAAAUUUACUUGAAUACUGUGCAAAGGUUUGACCUUGUCACCUGCACGUGGCACCAGGUGGCACCCAUGAACUUCUGCCGCUGCUAUGUCAGCGUUGCUGUGCAGAAUGGGUGCAUUUAUGCCAUGGGAGGCUUCAAUGGGCAAGCUUACUAUAACACUGUCGAGUGCUACAAGCCUGAGACUGACAAGUGGACCAUGAUGGCACCCAUGCGUGCUAAGAGGUGUGGAGCCAGCGCCACAACUCUAAAUGGCAAGGUCUACAUUUGUGGGGGUUUCAACGGGCGACGCAGCCUCAGCACGGCUGAAUGCUACGACCCGGAUACCAACCAGUGGACCAUGAUCGCCCCCAUGAGGAGCAGCCGAAGCGGCCUGGGAGUCGUUGCCUACAGAGACCACAUCUAUGCAGUUGGUGGCACCAUUAGUGGUUCCUCCCACCUGCGCAGUGCUGAGGCCUACAACCCACGGACCAACAGGUGGAGCCCCCUGCCAUCAAUGUACAACCCCCGCAGCUACUUUGGCAUUGAGGUGGUGGACGACCAGCUCAUUGUGGUCGGAGGAUACGACGGCUCCACCACUCUGUUAGCUGUGGAGCGCUACGACGAGGAGGCUGGUAUGUGGUACGGUGCCCCCAACAUUGAGAUGUCCCGCAGCGGCCUGAGCUGCAGUGUGCUGCACGGACUCUACAGCGUGGCGGAGAACUUGUUCCCUCGCUCCCAGUCGCUCCCCAAUGUGGAGGAAGCUGUAGAGGAAGACACUUAAGCUGAAGUGUCAUUUUUAAAUAAAUAAUGUGAUUUUAUCUACAUGUUCAAAGAA
Molecule: messenger RNA, 1934 nt
Organism: Siniperca chuatsi (mandarin fish)
Lineage: Eukaryota; Metazoa; Chordata; Actinopteri; Centrarchiformes; Sinipercidae
Product: kelch-like protein 10
Exons: 5
Coding region: 75-1880 (601 amino acids)
Molecular function (GO): protein binding
Source: RefSeq, a predicted model, not a curated record